CCAUUGGCCACUUUAAUAAUCUUCCUAAUGCUUAAGGACAGAGUGCUCUGUGAUAGUUAACAGUGUAAACAUGCAACAGUUUAUAUAGAGAGUGUUUAAUAUUGAUGGUGCUGCAGUACGACCGAAUAGAAACAGGAAGAAGUGAAAUAAAGUCGGCUGCUUUUAAUUAAAUGACUAAUGUAAUACUUGAUAUCCUACUUUAUUGCUACAGUCUCUGCUUCUUUAACGUUGAGCGACAUAGCGCGUGAAAUACAAACAGGGACAUGUUUGAGCCUUCUCCGGCACCGUAGAUAACCCGGAAAUACCUAUCGCCUCCUCUCACAUUUCCCUGCUGGUCCUCGUCUUUAGAAACCUUCUGAAUCUGAGAGUUAGAGACUGAGAAAUUAUUUACCACCAUGUUUCUCACCCUCACCCUGCUGCGGAAAGGCAUCUCUGGGAAGCAGUGGAUCGGAAAGUAUCGGCGUCCACGACAAAUUACCUGGCAGAUGAAACGCAAUACGCUGAUCCAUCUGGAGCGCGAGGCCGAGAACGAAUACUGGAUCAGUCGUCCGUACAUGACUACGGAGCAGGAGUACCGCCACGCCGCAGAGCGCAGAGCCCAGAACUGGCUAAAGAUCAAGGAGGCCAAAUAUGCCAAAUUCCCUGAACACAAACACAUCACAGAUCACCUGAGUCAUCUCAAAAUCACCAAGACUUGGUGAAGUUAAUAUGAGCAGAGAAAUGAUGUGCAAAGACUGUCUUUAUAAUGUAACAACGUAAGAUGACGUGUGCAAGAAAGCUCUGGUUCGUUAUGUGUAGUAAUGUACAGCGAGACUUUGUAUGUUGAGACCAUGAAAGGUACACAGUAGACUGUUUUAACAAAUCUGUGAGCUGUUUGUGUUUCUGUAUCACAGACUGAAUCCACACUGCAACAGGACUGAAACUUCUCCACAUUCAGGGCUGCUCAUUUGGAUAAAAAUGUUCUAUCUGUGGGUCCUUUUUUUAGCACUCAUUAACAAAAUAUACUUUCAAGUUGAGAAAAACAGGGUUCCCACUGGUUAUAAAUUCUUUAUAAUUAUAUGAUCUGCUGGAGUUUAAUCCAUGAGGAAAAUGUUUGAGGAAUUAUUUAAACUGUUUGGGGAGGUUGGGGCAAAAUUAUGUAAUUUUACGAAGGGUUAAUUUCACUAUAAAAUAAUUGAAUGCAUUCUACUGUUCUACAUUUCAUGUGUUAAAGGGUUGUGACUGUCAUUGAGCCCAAUUGUCGCUGGAAUUAAACAUUUAAUCCCUUUGAAGUUACAAAACA
Molecule: messenger RNA, 1282 nt
Organism: Dicentrarchus labrax (European seabass)
Lineage: Eukaryota; Metazoa; Chordata; Actinopteri; Moronidae
Gene: mrpl57
Product: mitochondrial ribosomal protein L57
Exons: 2
Coding region: 396-701 (101 amino acids)
Biological process (GO): mitochondrial translation
Cellular component (GO): mitochondrial ribosome
Molecular function (GO): structural constituent of ribosome
Source: RefSeq, a predicted model, not a curated record